UAAGGCCUCAGCAUAUGCCGACAAAGCUAGAGCAAGUUUGAUUAUUAGCCUUGCGCCUACUCUACGAGCAGAAAACCCCCGUGGAUACCCCUCCAUCUCCUGUCCACCUUGCGCUCUUCAUCUCUGCUUUCUAUCUCCCCAGACAUUGUUUAUCAAACUAAUACUGAAUACCGAGACACCUACCAUGGCGAUGCGCCGCCCAGCGGCAACCGAAUACACAGUAGGAUGGGUGUGUGCUUUGUCUAUCGAACUUGCUGCUGCCGAAAUCCUACUCGAUGAAGAAUAUGAACCACCGCCUCACGACGAAGACGACUUAAUCGCCUACACCUUCGGACGUAUCGGAAAGCACAAUGUGAUCAUAACAUGCCUUCCCGCGGGCCAAAUGGGCAUCGGUCCAGCUGCAGCGGGUGCAGUUCGGAUGCAGUCCACAUUCAAAUCGAUCCGCAUCGGCUUGAUGGUUGGAAUCGGCGGUGGAGUUCCGAGUGCUCAAGCCGAUAUUCGACUCGGUGACAUCGUGGUCAGCCAGCCUCGUAACCAGUUUGGCGGAGUCGUCCAGUACGACUAUGGUAAGACGGGGAAAGAUGGCCGUACAACCCGUAUUGGUUCAUUGAACUCCCCGCCCAAGAACCUACUGAAUGCUUUGUCAAAACUACAAGCUCGACAAUUUCAAGAAAAGCAGACCUUUCAACCCCACCUGGCCGUCUUUGAUCAAAAGUCGACAUUCUGUAGAGAAUCCGCAGGCCCCGACGUCCUUUUCGAAGCAAAAUAUGACCAUAGCGGCGAGGUUACAUGCAGUAAUUGCAGCAGUGAACGUCAAGUUCCUCGGAAGGCACGAAAUCCUGGGAACAUGGUGACCGCCCACUAUGGAACAAUUGCCUCGGGUAAUCAGGUCAUCAAGGACGGUCCAACCAGGGAUAAGCUCAGUGCCGACCUAGGUGGCGUUCUGUGCUUCGAUAUGGAGGCAGCAGGCUUGAUGAAUGAAUUUCCCUGCUUAGUAGUUCGGGGUAUUUGUGACUACGCCGAUUCCCAUAAGAACAAGUCCUGGCAGCCGUAUGCCGCGGCCACCGCUGCGGCGUACGCAAAGGGGCUCUUACUGCUGGUCCAAGCUGCAGAAGGUGUGGGGAACACAAGAACAGAGUUCAAUCAGGCGGUGGUCGCAAACAACAGCAACGUUCCCAACUACAAGCUUCCAUUCAUCCUUAAGGGUGUACCGGUCGGCAAGUUGGCACAUCGCAUACUAGACCAAGCCACGAUCGAACGAGCCCUUUUGGUGCAGGACUCGACCCAAGAACGGCGGAUCAUGGUACUACACGGCUUAGGUGGUAUGGGUAAGACCCAGCUUGCAGUGGACUUUGCUCGGCAAAACAAGAACAAGUUCUCCGCGGUCAUAUGGCUUGACGGCAGCAGCGAACACAGCUUGAAGCUGAGCCUCGCGUCAUGUGCCAAUCGAAUUCCGGAAGGGCAGAUCUCUGAACCAAGCAGAACCUGGACACCCCAAAGUAACAUCGACGUCAACACAGUUGUCGGGGACGUCCUACAGUGGCUAGAGAUUCCGGACAACGAUAAAUGGCUGCUAAUUGUGGACAAUGUCGACCGUAAUUAUGAACGUCGCGAAGAAGACCCUGACGCGUACGAUAUCGAGGCUUACUUGCCCAACGCUGAUCAUGGGUCUGUCUUAAUCACUACGCGUCUCGCGAGUCUCGGGCAACUCGACCAGCGCCUAGAAGUGAAGAAAGUUGACACCGAUCAGGCACGCGCCAUUUUCGAGGUUUGGUACGGGAAAUCAAUUGGUAGUCAAUCCAACGAUCUACUAGCUCUUCUGGAUGGUCUCCCGCUGGCUUUAGCCCAAGCUGCCGCAUACAUGGCUCAUCAUGGUAUAAGCUGUGAAACAUAUAUCCGACUAUAUGGUGAGCAGUGGGAAGCCCUCGGACGCCAGUCACUACGCAAUUAUGAGCGUGGCAGUAUCUCCACAACUUGGAUGAUAUCUUUUGCAGCUGUUAAAAGAAAAAGCAAGGUUGCUGCGAAUCUCCUUCUUCUCUGGGCACACCUCGAUAAUGGAAACUUUUGGCAUGGACUAUUGAAGCCCAGAGACCACAAAAAUAAUUAUUCGGAGAUAGCGACUAGAGUAACAUCAUCCUGGGUCGGAGACAUCACGACGAACGAAAGCGAGUUCAUCAAUGCCAUGGGAAUACUACGUACUUAUUCACUCAUCGAAGACACCGAGGACCAGACGGGCUGGGUGAUGCAUUCGGUGGUGCACCAAUGGGCCUUGCACAUUCAAGACGACGAGCAGCGGACUGCACUGUUAUGGAUUGCGAUUGUCUCCGUCGGUUUUGCUCUCCCAAGUGUAGUCAAGAAUGACGACUUCUGGCUAAUCAGGCCGAGAUUAUCUGCUCAUGUAGAGCGAUGUAGCAGAGUCAUUGAUAUGCAUUUAACAACGAUACUGGAGAACCAACACCCGCAUUGGCAAAACCAAGACGAAUACCCACUGCUCUGGUCGGUGUGGAGGUUCGGCUAUUACUACAACGAUAUCAAUGCGUAUGGAAAAGCGAAGGAGCUGUUGAACCAGGCAGUCCAGAUGUCCGAGAAAGAAUUUGGCCCCAAUCAUACGCUAUUAGGUUUUGCGGCAUCAAGAUUGGGCUUCGCUCAUUAUCAAAAUAACGAAGUGGAUGAGGCAGAGAUGCGAUACAAUCAAGCAAUACACAUUCUCGGCCAAUCCUGGCGUACUCGUGGAGAUCAAAUUCACUUAAUGGGAGACUUGGGUGAACUUUACAGUCACACGAACCGAUUCGAAGAAGCUGAAAAUAUUUUGCAAGAGGCACUGUUAAGAUCAGAGAAAGCAUUUGGAUCGCAAGAUCCCACUACGUUAAGGAUACUUUUCUAUCUAGGCAUACUGUAUGCCGAGAUUUGGAAGAUGGACGAUGCUGUAGAGAUGUUGAAUAAAGCAUUGUCAGGUCGCAUCAGGGUGUAUGGACCAGAGAAUGUAUUCACUUUAGUAGUACUCAAUAGACUAGGUGAUGUAUACAGAAGAAUUGGUCAUCUAGACAAGGCAGAAGAACUUCUUCAACAAGCUAUUCAAGGCUUUGAAAAGUCACUGGGUCCAGAGCAAUUUUUUGGGAAUUUGUCGGCGUUGAAUAAUAUAUGGAACAUAGGGUUCCUUCGCGAGGCGCAGCGGCGGUGGAGUGAGGCGAGGGAUUGUUAUCAGAAAGCCCACUACGGUCACUCGAUGAUCAUAGGUGAAGAUCAUCCUGGAACGAAAUGGUUAAACGAGUGUUUCUAUCGCAUGGAGAUGAUGAUCAAAUCAGAAUCCCAGGAAGAUUCUCGCACCAGUAUGCAAGAUGAAGUGGACGUAGAGAACAUUGCUACAGAGACACCCACGAGCAGUAGAUUGAAAGGAAAAGAAAGGAAUCAAGGAAGUGAAACUCAGAUGCCGCCUGCGGUAGCGACUGAAACCCAAUCAAAAAGCCGAAAGGGCUCACAUAGGAGGAAUUCCACAGCAAAAACACGGGUGCCAGAAGCCCGGCCACCCAAGUUGUUUAGAAAGGGGGAAGAGGUCAAGUCAAGUACCCGGGAAGAUCAUCGUGCAGAGACACGCAGAGAAAAGCGAUCUAAAUCAGGGAAAUCAGAUCAUCGAGAAGCGCACCGGAAAGACAGAUACCGAACGUCUGCACAAGAGUCACCGAGUGAAUUGCGUCAGAUGACUCGCCGUUGCAGGGACAUGUUUCAUUGA
This is a messenger RNA of Periconia digitata, 3730 nucleotides long. The record is from the annotation of a GenBank genome assembly. NCBI's taxonomy places the organism in Eukaryota, Fungi, Ascomycota, Dothideomycetes, Pleosporales, Periconiaceae.